AUGUCAUUUGGGUUUACUAUUAAAGGGGUUCCGGUUGUCAUGCCUAUACUUCCGGGAUACGAAGGCUACGAUGUAGACUUUGAAAACCCACAGCGUAACGGAGCUACAGCAGUAUACGGGAUAUGCGGAAUUUUCAUGCCAUUGGCAUUUUUCGCUGUACUUCAACGAAUGUAUUUCAAGGCAUUUAUACGGAAACAAGUCGGACUUGAUGAUUGUACGUUAGCUGCCAAUCUCCUUAGGAUCCUUACCGCAUUUCCCCGAGAACUUGUGCUAAUAUCAAAUAGAUCUUCUUAUUGGGGCCUGGGUAAAUACUUGUCUUUAGCAAAAUAUAUGCCCGCGUCGUCACCGGUUGCUAACAUUUCAUCCUGGCAGGCAUUCUCAGUGGCCAUUCAGUCGCUGAUAAUACGUGAGUUUCCAUGCCUAUGAAACUGGUGUACGAAGUAGAAGAGAUUAAUUGACAGGUGAAAUAGACUCGUUUAUUGCCAAAUAUUGUGGUGUCCAUGCAUUUGAAAUGCCAAUCGACAAAUUUGGCGAUUUCGUCAAGGUACUUUUGUUCCUUCUAAUCAUCUCAUUCUUCCGUGUGAGGGGGUAUUUUGUUAAUCAUCUUCUAUGCUACUAGUUUACAGUCUAUGUCAGCUCAGGUAAGGACACGUUUGCGUAUCUUCAUGGAGGUAAUAUGGACUAAUCAUGUUAUCUACUAGCUAUUUAUGUUAUUCCCACCCUUCUAUCGAAACAAGUCAUCCUCAUGUUCUACCUUCAACUCGGCAAUAAUAGCAAGUUUUUCAAAUGGGCAGUUUAUUUUAUAAUGGUAAACAGUUCUUACGUUCGGCUAUCCCAUAGCGGCUACUAACCAUCCUCAGUUUGCCAACUUUGGCUCAAAUGUGGGCAUCUUCUUCUCCGCAAUUUUCACUUGUGCUCCAGUCAGUUUGGCCUGGGAAUUUACCAAGGUCCCUGGCAUAAACACAACUGGAACAUGCAUCAACCGAUUCAUGAUGUAAGUGGAGACCUCUUUCAACCUCCAAGCUAUUAGGUCUGCGUAUGCUGACUCGGUUUGCUUUAGGUUCCAAGCCCAGGCCUGGAUGGCAAUGACAAUAGAUUUUUUGAUCCUCUUCCUUCCUUCCCGCAUGGUGAUAAACCUUCAGAUGUCAACGAAGAAGAAGAUCGGACUUUUGGCUACUUUUGCUGUUGGAUCUGCGUACGUUUGGAUCUUAGUGGCUUUAAAAGGACGUUGAGACUAAUUGCAUGCAGAACCUGUAUUACCUCCGUCCUUCGACUCGUGUUUUUCCUUGACGGCGAGAAGGAAAUCGACGCACCCUGGGCUGCAGGGCCUAGCAAUGUCUUGCUUGCGCUUGAAGCUAAUCUUCUCAUUAUAUGCGCUUCUAUUACGACCAUCCGAGCCUUUGUCAAAGCCGUCUUCCCAAACCUUAUCACCUCUCUGAACGGAACGCCUGGAGCGAAGAAGUCAUCAGGAGGGUCAUCAUGGUUUUCCUUAAACAAAUGGUCAAAAUCGAGGUCGAGGAGCAAGCCAUCCGGACACUCCGAUCAAAAGAGUUAUGAGAAGUUUGGCGAGGAAAAUGAUCUGGAAGCGGGAUUUGGAAUGGGGAUGUCAACACUGGUUAAGGCAGACUUGAAACCAUUACCUGCCCUUCCUUUGAGGGGUACUGGUACGAGCAAUGACAAGAGCUGGUUGGCUGACCAGACGGUGAUGGACCCAGGGGAGGAGGUGAUUGUACAGGAAACGACUACGACCAUGACGUACAGUAAUAGAGCAUAG
This is a messenger RNA of Hymenoscyphus albidus, 1774 nucleotides long. The record is from the annotation of a GenBank genome assembly. NCBI's taxonomy places the organism in Eukaryota, Fungi, Ascomycota, Leotiomycetes, Helotiales, Helotiaceae.